Ananas comosus (pineapple) is the source of this 1351-nucleotide messenger RNA. RefSeq lists its product as uncharacterized. Lineage: Eukaryota; Viridiplantae; Streptophyta; Magnoliopsida; Poales; Bromeliaceae. The coding region runs from base 176 to 724 and encodes 182 amino acids. The transcript is spliced from 4 exons. The record is from RefSeq and is a predicted model, not a curated record.
ACCUGAGUUAAAACUCCGAUAUGUUAUAGCAAAAGUUUAGGGACUACGAUGAUCGAGCGAAAAGAUUAGGGACUAAAGAGUUGUUGAAAACAGAUCAGGGACUAAAUUGCAAUUGUGUGCUCAAAAAGCAGAUCUUUUUCCCGGUGUGGUUGCUAUAUCGAGAAUUGGUCGGUGAAUGGCUACUGCGAGGGUUUUCGCUUCGCCCAGUAGCGCUUCUCCGCCGCAGCAGCAGAGGCAGAAGCAGAAGCAGAAGCAGAAGCAGGGGGGGAAGUGCGUUGGAGAAGCAGUAUACGUGGCGGCGGUACCCCUGCGAGCGCCGAAGGGUCCCGCCCAGAUGCUCUUCUCCGCCGCAUACUCUUUGGGCUUUUGGGAUCUCCACCACUUCAUGGUCAUCAUCAAACCCCUCCAUUCUCAAUCCCAGGCAUAUGUUUUUGAUUUUCAACCGCAAGAUCCGGAGGAUGUGUUUGCAGCUAUUUCGGUGCCUUUGCAGAGGCCAAUACCUGGAGUCAUUCUAAAGAGGAAGCUGCAAAGGGUGCCUAAAAGUAGGUGCUGGUUCGUUGGGUUUUCCGAUAGUAAUGCUGUUGACAAGGCCAACAAAUUCAGCGAAAAGUGGCCGAGUGAUCUGAUUGUUGGUAAACAUGAUUGUCGCCAUUACACCAAUGCAACCAGGUGUUUGCUAGAGAAAUGUUUGGAGCUUUCAUUUAGGCGGGAAGCUCGAAUUUGAAGCUUCUGAUAUAUAUUCUUCAAGCUGUUGGGAAGAAUGUCAGAGGAAAGAGUCAUUAGUACUCUUUUAAACAGUUUUGCUCAACAGCACUUUACAAGAGUUCUUAACCGGCCUAAUAAACGAGUUGACAUGGUAUGAUUCUAGAGGCGUAUAUAUUAACUUACAAAAUUCUUACCAUUUCUGUAGGAUUGGUCGAAUGCUUAACCGGAGAACAAUGUGUCUUGGAGUCUCUGCAAGCAACCACCAGUUUAUAAACUUCUGCCGCAAACCCUAAAGGUCAAACAUAAACAAGUAUACUGGUGAUCAUCAGAAGUUUUCCAACACACUAAAGGUUCCUCCUGCACAUCCGCAAAGUUAAUCUCCAAUCAAAGAGGAUGACCUUGAAGCGAAAGUCUUUGUCGACGAAACACUUUUGUUUAGAUGCGGCGCGGUCUCUUUGUUAAUCUAUCUUCUUCCAGUUAUUCCUUGUACAUUAUGUAAAGGCGACACCGACUGUUCGCUUGAUGACAUUGUGUAGAUAGUGCUUCACACAGUGCUUUAAGCAAAACAAGUAUGUAAAUUGAUAAGACUACACAUCAUUUGGAAGAAAUUUCCUCAGGAUUAGUACUCCAAACUCAUUCUUUUGCU